This is a messenger RNA of Momordica charantia (bitter melon), 1544 nucleotides long. RefSeq names its product nuclear transcription factor Y subunit A-1. Lineage: Eukaryota; Viridiplantae; Streptophyta; Magnoliopsida; Cucurbitales; Cucurbitaceae. Gene Ontology annotation, cellular component: CCAAT-binding factor complex. Gene Ontology annotation, molecular function: DNA binding; DNA-binding transcription factor activity. The record is from RefSeq and is a predicted model, not a curated record. Gene Ontology annotation, biological process: regulation of DNA-templated transcription.
AAAAGAGUCUUCCAAUUCCUACUGAGAGAGAACACAAUUCUUUCUCAUAAUCGUAUUCUGAAUUCGGGAGGGAUUUUUUUAAUUCCUUCAAUCUUCUCAAUUCUCUCCACCGUUUCGAUUUCCCCUUUUUUUUUUUUCCUUUUUUUUCCCCUUCUCUCUCGUCUUUGCUUUCCCCUUUCUCCCUUUGGAGUCUGGACGAUUGUUUCUUCCGCCGGGUUUGAAGGUAUGCAGUCAAAGUCUGAAACCAAUAAUCAGCUCGAAUCUGAUCCAAAUGGUGCGCCGUCCACAAGUCUCUAUUACGAACCCUGGUGGCGUGGUAUUGGGUACAAUCCUAUUCCCUUGCCUGUGGUAGGGGGAAAUGUUUCCAGUUCAACUUCUCUUGAAUUCCCUAAUGGUGGUUCAGAGUCAAAUGAUGGUCAGUCUGUGUCUAAUAAUGAUUUAAACGAUGAAGAAGAUGAUGUUACCAAAGAAGUGCAAGCUACUGGAUCCCCACAUUCUGCUGGAAGCUACAGACUGGAUGCUCAAAAGAUGCAGCAUGUUUCAUCCACUCUGCCAGCUAUGCACGGUGAAUGUCCGACGCAGUCUACACAACUCGAACUUGUUGGCCACUCUAUUGCAUGUGCAUCAAAUCCAUAUCAGGACCCAUAUUAUGGAGGAAUGAUGGCUUUUUAUGGUCACCAGCCCUUGGGAUAUCCUAUGGUUGGAGCACCGCAUGCUAGAAUGCCAUUGCCCAUUGAGAUAGCACAAGACCCCGUUUUUGUGAAUGCUAAGCAGUACCAAGGAAUUUUGAGGCGAAGGCAAGCACGUGCAAAAGCUGAGGCUGAGAAGAAGUUGAUAAAAGCCAGAAAGCCAUACCUCCAUGAAUCUAGACACCAGCAUGCCAUAAGAAGGACGAGGGGUAGUGGAGGGCGUUUUGCCAAGAAAGACGAAGCUAAUGAAAACGAGAUGCAUUCUGACAAAGCAAACGAGAGUGGUUACUGCCUAAACGACGGUUCCGAACAGCGAAAUGGAAGUUCAUCGAUGAACAAGGCCUCUCAGUAGCAACUUGCACCAACCACCAGUGGCGAAUACCAAGACGACGACGACCCAAUUCGGUUAGGGGGGAUCGAUUGCUUGGCUGUUAAAGUAAGUGGUACUGCAUUCCCGGCGAGCACGCUAGGCGGCAAAUCAUUCUUGGCUUUGUUCUGUUCUGAAAAAAGAUCGAAUGUGGAAUGACAUAUGACUUGCAGGAUCUCAUGGCUUGAAAGGCUUCUUUAUAAGUCUUUGGGAUCUCUCCUUCAUUCCAUUCUCCUGUUUUUUUGUGGCUUUUUGUACAGAGUUUAUUAUGAUGACUGGGGACUGAAGGGAGUGGGGAGUUUGACCUCAUGUAUUAUAUAGCAGAGUGAAACUAAAUGGAUCAUAAGGCUUAGGAUGGAUAUGGUUUGUGAUUCACAAAGCUUACUCUUGAAAUGUUUUUAGAUUUUUUAAUCUAAGGUGGACAGAUUACUGGUUCAAAUUAUAAUUUUCAGAUAAAAAACUGGGUGGAGUUUACAAGUUUUGCUUCA